Molecule: messenger RNA, 1018 nt
Organism: Fomitopsis serialis
Lineage: Eukaryota; Fungi; Basidiomycota; Agaricomycetes; Polyporales; Fomitopsidaceae
Exons: 1
Coding region: 172-945 (257 amino acids)
Source: RefSeq, a predicted model, not a curated record
UCCGCCCGCCCGCUUGUCCAUCCACUUGUCCGCUUGUCCAUCCGCCCUCCCGCUCGUCCACCCGCCGCUCAUCCAUCUGCCCUCCUGCUCUUCAUCUGCUCGCGUGCCUGUGUCUGCACUUCUCGGGUGCGUCUGCGUGCCGGGCAUUUGCCCAGCACGCUCGCGGUGGGCAUGUGCCGUCGCCUGCCCACUUGCCCGUCUGCUCGAUCUCCUACCUGUGUGUUCAAUCUCCAACAUGUCCGUUUGCUCACCUAUCCGCCCGUCUGCCUGUCUGCCUGCACACCAGUUCGCCUUCUCGCCCGUCCGCCUUCUCGCCCGUCCGCCUGCCUGCCCGCCUGCUCACUUGGCAACCCUCGCGUCCGUGUCCACGGUCCGCCCGUCAGCUACGUUUGUAUGCAGGACAUUAAUCCUGCGUGCUCGCGGUCCACGCGCGUGUUGUGGUGCACGUCGCCGCGUCCUGUGGUCACAGUCAGUUUGCUCGCUCGGGUGCGUCUGCACUCACCGUUGCUCGAUGCCAGCCCUUCACAACCACGCACUCGCCUUCUAUUCGUUGGCCCUAUAUGCCUCCUGUCGAUCAUGCGUGCUGUGCUCCAACAACGACGGGCGAGCACGACGGCGGCGGCGGCAACGAGCUGGCACGACGACGCCGGGGGCUACGAGCUGACACGACGAUGGGGGACCGAGUACAGUGGCACACGUGGCACCAGGCUAGGGAGAGGCCAGCACAGCGAGCACGGUGCCAGGGGCAGUGAGCACGCGAGGGAGAGAGAAGGCGCCAGCGAGGAUGACGACGGUGGCGGCGAUGAGCUGGCACAAUGUUGCGAGCGCCGGAUAGUGGCCGUGAGCUGGGGUAGGACAGGGACGACGGGGACGGCGAGCAGCGAGCGCGGCGGUGGAGGCGGCGAGCAAGGGGGGCAGAGGAGGCGCCGGCGAGCACGACGGUGAAGGCGGUGAGCAAGGAGGGGGGAGGCGCCGGUGCGCACGGGCCAGCGAACACGCUGCGGAGCGCCGGGGCCCC